Talaromyces atroroseus is the source of this 2370-nucleotide messenger RNA. RefSeq lists its product as hypothetical. NCBI's taxonomy places the organism in Eukaryota, Fungi, Ascomycota, Eurotiomycetes, Eurotiales, Trichocomaceae. The transcript has a single exon. The record is from RefSeq and is a predicted model, not a curated record. Bases 1 to 2370 code for a protein of 789 amino acids.
AUGGAUUUCAACGACAAUGACGCUCCUCCGCCUUACUCUGCACUCGACCCUAUGCAAGACCAAAACACCAAUUCCAGCGCAUCCACGGGGAAUAGCCAUGAUGCGAAUCAGAACUCGAAUGCAAAUUCCUCGCAGAUAGAGACUAGUUUCUCUUCUCUCCGAAUCCAGGCUUCCUCGCCUUCCAGUCUAUCUAACACACAAGCAACAUCGCCUACGGAGUCUGGGUAUACUACCUCAGCUACCACGAUGUCUACCCAUUUCACAUCCGCUGGAGGCUACUUUGCUGAGCAGCCUCAACCAGUACGAAUCUCUGGAGAUACCAAAUCGGAAACGCUUGUUCACCAUAUGACAAUAUAUGCACGGAGCCAAGGCAGGGACUUUCCUCGAAGACCACGAUGCUGGAACGCUCGAGGGAGUGAAAUCAAUCAGCAUGACUGGGACACAUUUCUGAAUUUCCUAUUUCCGCCCCAUUUAGGCCCAGCAGCAUCAUCGAAUCGGCUUCACCGCCAAAUACGAGCUGAAAUUGAGAGAGACCGGAAGGAUCGCGCUCAAGAAACAGAUGAAGAGCGAUCUGCUCGGAUAAAUAAAGUCACUGCAGAAUGGAAUGAGCAGUUCUUUAGCCCCCGUGGAGUUCAUGUCACCUACACCUAUGUAGCAGAUUUGGAGGAAGGUCCGACAACGUCGUUAUGCCCAAAUUGUUAUCCCCAAGCAACUGAUGCCUCUCGAGCCCGUGGCAGGCUUGUUCGCACUGCAUCAUUCGAUGCUCCAAUCCCGGUUCACACCGAAGCACCAGUGAGACAACAUACCAUACAGCGAAGACCGGUACCCCAGACGGCGCAGCCUACAUCACAGCCAUCACCACAAAACCCACAUGCUAGCCCAGCGGUUUCUCCCAUAAGUCCGGCUGGCAGUUUUGAUCAGGCUGGAACUUAUUCUUCAAUGCCUCUUGGUAACAGAAACCAAGCUUCCUUUCCCUGGAAAUCAGCUCCAGCGUCUUGGGCUACGCAAAUGAGCUCGAUAGCACAGCUGUAUGCCGCCAAGAUAAGUAACCAGGCACAAGAGUACGGUAGAUCGAUUGAAGAGAGCGCAUUGGCACGCUCAAGACAGGUGGAACUGUACAGCAAGAAAGUAGAGGAGAACGCUCUGGCGCGUGCAAGGCGGUUAGAAACAAUUGCUUUGACGCAGGGACGCAGAAUUGAGAACGCUGGGGAUGUCUUAUCCAACUGGGCGUCUGGGAUUGGAAGGCGUGCCUCUUAUGCUCAGUCGAUGAAUGGACCUUCAACUAGGGAAGCUGACGACUCUGCAUAUGAAACCUUUCAGAGCCAACAUCGUCCGCAAGAACGUUCUCGUCGGCUAUCCGCAGCGUCUGACACAUCAAUUGCAUCUGUUUCAUCGAUUGAAACCGUUUCUUCGCUGUCGGAUCUAGAACCCGACGACCUCGCGUCCGUUCGCCAGCAACUGACAUCAUUAGAUGGGUAUCACCACCACGAAUUAUACGAUGCCGCAGUAUCCUUGCGUAACCAGCUCCAGGCCCUGAAAAAGGCACGUUGGAAUGGCCGAUUCCGUUCACAGCGAGCCCGACCCUGGGGACGAUGGGAAUCGCCGGCAGAAGCGGCGGAGCGCGAGCAACGCCGGAUAGCAAUGAAGAGAGAGACCAAGCUUCUGCGAGAGAAAUUCUCCGAAAUAGAACGGCGCGCCAAACGGGAAGUGCGCGAAUUACAAAAAUCCAGAAAGGAGAUGCGCAAGAAGCAACACCGUCAUCUUACUUUCCGGUCUCAGCAGCAGCAACAGCAACAGCAACAGCAGCAUGCUACAUUCCCGCCAACCAUGGGUUCUACUCUCAACGGGGAAUAUCGAACUCAAAGCCCUUCGGAGUCUCUAAACCGCGCGUCCAGUGAACCUAUUCAUCGAUCCGAGAGCAACGGGAGCAAUAGCCCAAUGCCGUCAGUGCCUCUGGACCCCCACGAGGCCGCCAAAGCAUGGGCCGAAUCACAACGGGCGAGAGUCAAAGAAAUCAAGAGGGCCAACAAAGAACGAAUCAAAGAAAUCCAAAAGUCCUACAAGGAACACGAAAAACAACAACGGAAAGCAAUCAAGAAAUUGAAUAAGCAGAAGCCCAGUCUUACGAUGAGCAUCGGCAGUGGAAGUGUUGCUUCGUCGUCAUCAUUGGCGCUUGGCGAAACGGGGACGAUACAGAGUGGUGUUAGUAGUAGUACUGGUAUAAUGAGUAAUGAUGGUGUUGCAACGCAUUCGAUCUCGCGGGAGGGCAGUGGAGGUGCAAGUGUAAACAGGGGACAAGAUUUCAGGCAGCAGGAGAGCGACGCAGCUUUUCAGAUACCAGAGUUGGACGGCAAUCCUCUCAAAAGAUGA